Molecule: messenger RNA, 1164 nt
Organism: Botrytis byssoidea
Lineage: Eukaryota; Fungi; Ascomycota; Leotiomycetes; Helotiales; Sclerotiniaceae
Exons: 1
Coding region: 1-1164 (387 amino acids)
Source: RefSeq, a predicted model, not a curated record
AUGUCCACACCAUUUUUCUCUACUGAUUUCACGUUUGGGGUAGAAUUUGAGUUUGGCAUUCGCUUCAAAAAAGGAUCCUUUCCUGACUACAGGAAACUUGGUCCGGGGCAGAUUUAUAGUCUUAUCAAAGAGACUUUGAUUGUUGAAACUGGGCUUGAGAUUUUGACAGAAGCAGAGAUUGACCGGGACUCUCCUCAUUUUUCCAACCGGAAUGAAGAUCCCAACAAAAUACAUCAGCAAGACUUAUUCAAUACAUGGGCCAUUGGUACAGAUGCCACCAUAUCAUUCCAAGCAGAGGAACAUGCAGACAGAUCCUCGAUGUUCGUCGAGCUUGAAGUAAUAACACCAGUCAUGAAAUUUGGUCCAAAAGCUUUAAAAGAUAUUGACAAAAUGCUAACUGCUUUUAAGAAACAUUUCGAUGUUGUUGUCAACCAGUCAUGCGGUCUUCACGUUCAUGUUGGCAAUGGAACUAAAGGCUUCUCUUUUGAACCGUUCCAGUAUCUCAUGGCAACUAUUUGGGUUUUCGAACCUCAGAUUUUCUCCCUCCUUCGAAAAUCAAGGAACAAUGGUCACUAUUGUGGGUCCCUUCAUAGACGCUCCUAUCUUGGUGUGUACAAAUUCGAGGGUAACUUACUCGAUGUCCUUUUCAGUACAUCUGACAUCAACGAAGUCGUGGGCAUGUUUGAUGGAUAUGACUCUUUCAGCUACAUGGCUUUCAAACUUCAAUAUCUUUCCCAGCCCUUUUCGCAUCCUAUUAAGAGAACUAUAGAGUUCCGAUCACACGAAGGAAUUAUGGACUCAGAGACUGUCUUGAACUGGGUGACCUUAGUUGUUGAGUUGGUGAGCUGGGCUCACAAGAUUAACCGUCAAGAUCUCAAAAUCUUUCUUUCAAAACACAUUGAUUCCAAAGAAACUUCAAUAGAGGACCUCUUCAAGGAGAUUGGUUUCCCACAAUCAACUGUUGAAUUCUACCAAGAAAAGACCAAAAGAAUACGACAAGUUGAAAAGAAGGAAGCUGAGGAAAACAGAGCAAUUAAGAAGAAAAAGGCCGAGGUGAAGAAGGCUAGAGACGCAGCCAGAGCUGCAGGAGAAAUACUUGACAGCAGCAACAGCAGUAAAGACAGUAGUAUGGAUACAUUAGAAUCGGGAUCGUUUGUCUUUUAA